Molecule: messenger RNA, 794 nt
Organism: Ilyonectria robusta
Lineage: Eukaryota; Fungi; Ascomycota; Sordariomycetes; Hypocreales; Nectriaceae
Exons: 4
Coding region: 89-742 (217 amino acids)
Source: RefSeq, a predicted model, not a curated record
AAAACAACCACGGAUCACUCCUCCACCUGUGAGAUGUCAGACCGGCGACGUCGAUAUUGUAAAUGCACCGCCAUUUUUAUAACUGUAGAUGGGCUGGAUACUCAUCUUAAAGAGUAUCACCCGAUACACGUUCUACCUUCAGGAGAUCGAGAAAUGCUUAAUCCACGAGGAAGUCGACCCUCUAGAUGGCGAUACAGACACAGAGGAAGAUGAUGCAGAUGAAAACGAGAAUCAGGCUCAGCUACCACAAUCACACAACUGCCCGCUCCUGACUUGCAAGCGCAAUACCGCGCCAUUUCCAACCCGCAGCAAACUUCGGCGACACUACCAAAGGCACUAUCGCUGUGUAGAAUACUGCAUCUGCUGUGGAGAGCAGCAGAAAACGGUGUUUUUGGCUUUGGAUCAUUCCAAGAAGCAUCGGCUUGAACUUUGCAAGAGAAAAGUGGAUUACAUGGAGUCGAUGCGUGUCGAUCUAGCCGCAGAAUCCAACAAAGAGCUAGAGAUGCUGCAGACUCUAUCAUUGAAAGAGAGCACAGGGAGCAAUAAGAGGUCGUGUGAAGUGGCUGAAUUAGAGUCAUGGCCUGACGCGGGUCAGAAAUCUAGAUUGAGACAGGACGACGAUCCGGCCAUACCUCAGUCUCAGGGACAAAUCGACGCACAAAUAUUUGUCCAGGAGUUCGAACAUAUGCUCGACUCCCACUCCUCAAUCCGUGACCGCCUCAACUAUGGAUUUUCAGGUUGACCAAGAGUUUUGCGUUCCGAAGGAUUAAUAUACUGAAAGUUCGCCCUAAACG